Messenger RNA from Plasmodium malariae, 1872 nucleotides. RefSeq names its product mRNA-capping enzyme subunit beta, putative. The record is from RefSeq and is a predicted model, not a curated record. The transcript has a single exon. Lineage: Eukaryota; Apicomplexa; Aconoidasida; Haemosporida; Plasmodiidae. The coding region runs from base 1 to 1872 and encodes 623 amino acids. Gene Ontology annotation, molecular function: polynucleotide 5'-phosphatase activity.
AUGGCGCGGGAGGCACACGAAUUGCUGGAUGGUAGCAGACCAAUACCUAUCGACAGAAUUACGUAUGAGUUAGCACAAAAUAUUAUUUUAGCUUUUGAUAAUAAUGAAAAUAUUAAUAUGAACAAUAAAGAUGUUCAAAUAGAAAUAGAAGCAAGGGUCGGGUUGGUAGUGGACAAAAAUAAAAAUAGACUAAAAUUGCCGACAAACACAGAUGCUAUAGUUGAAAGUAGUUAUUCUGAUUUCCAGUCAGGUGUUGAUAAAGAUUCUUUUGAAUAUCUUUUAAAUUAUUUACAUAGUAUUACUCAGAGGAAAAAGGUAAGCAUGUAUACCAACAACAGUGGUAUCAUGAGUAGCAAAAACGAAUUGUUAGGAGGUAGUAGUGAUGAUACUUGUAUUACCAACAUAGGGAGAAGCACAACUAGUUACACAAAAGAAAGUGGAGGCAUCGAAAUAGCUAGUAACUUUAACGAUAAGGAGAAUGAUUUAUAUAAUUUUGUACCUCUAAAAACAGUUAGAAGUGUAGAUAAAUACUAUAUACUAAGCAACACUAAUACGAGAAUUAGAGUGACUACAUAUUUAAAUAAUGAAGAUAAGAGAGAUAAUGAAAAUAUGGUUAAAUCAUUACAUAAAGAAAAUUUAAAUACAUGGAAUGUGUAUCUUGGAAAUAAUCAUUACUAUUUUGAUGAGGAUGAUGAUGAGGAGGAGGAAGAAGAGAAUGGGAAAAACAAUUUAGCAGAACAGAACGGUUUGAUUGACUAUCGUAUUUCAAUAAAUUUAGAGCAUACAAAACCGAUAAGCAAACUUUUCUUAUCUAAAAUAUUGCCUGUACAUGAAAGGAUUAAAGAACGAACAACAUUCAUAAAUAAGUACUUGGGAAUUCAGUUGGAUUUGACAAAAAUUAAAGCAAAAAAUUUAGGCGGAAGUAAUAGCGAUAAUAGUGCUAAUAAGGAUUAUAGCACUGGAAUCAGUUAUAAUAAUAAUAUGCUUAGCAAAAGGAACAGCAGUGGUAAUGGUAGUAGUAUCAUUGGUAGUGGUACUUCUGAUUGUAGCAGCGGCACCUGUGAGUUAUACGAGAUAGAAAUCGAAAUGCCGGCAAAGAGCAUCUUAAAGGCUAUAUCUAACCUAAGGAAUAAAAAGGAUUCAAACUAUUUACAUUUCAUAUGUUCCAAUUUAGUUAAUAAUAUUAGAGGGAUAUGUAAUAAACUUAGCCAUUUUAGAAAAACCAAAAGUUUAUCCAAACAACCAAAUGAUAACAGUCUUCCCACUGUUCAAGUUAAUUAUAUUCAUCCUUUAAAAGAGAAAAUUAAAUUUCAAAAAUAUAUACAUUCUGUACUACCACUUAUAGGGGAUUAUAUGUACAGAGUAGUCUCAAAGAAUGAGAAAAAUAUCCAUACAAUGCUUAACAAUACAGAUAUUUCAAAUACAGAAAAAAUUAAUAUUUUUAAAGAUGUAAUACAUAUUAGAAGACAUAAUAAAAAAUCGUUAAUGCCUAUGGAUGAAACGUACGCUGAGAAUAAGUGGAAAAUUGUAAAAAAAGAUGGACUUAAAAAUGAGAUCGUUUUGGUUAGUGAAGCGAGCGACUCAAGUGAAGUGAAUGACGUAAGUGAAGCACAUGAAACAAGUGAUGACGAACAAGAACCUGAACUAAAUAUUCAUGAUAGGAAAAGUAUUACCACUACACUUGAUAACUAUGAUGAUCAAUGUAAAUGUGCUAAUGUAGAUGACUUAUGUACGAACGAAAAUUAUCUGUCCAUUAACAGAGAACAAACUAGUGACCACCUCAACAAACAAGACGAAGAAAACUUUUACCAUGAAAAACAAGUUAUCCAAGAGGAUACAAGUAAAUACCAAGAGUUCUAUGAUGAUACAUGA